AAUCUGGUCAUAGAACUUUAUCAAUUUGCUACCCUCAACGAGGUCUUGUUGUGAUCUUAUAAAAAGCAAUGAAAAAGCUCCCCUGCGUGUUAUUCAAUUACAGUUAGCUAAGGUAGAUAGACUAUAGGAAGCAAAAAUUGCUUCUCAAAAUGCAUACGAAAUAUAAUAAUAUUACUAAAGUCUGGACAAGUCCCAGCAAAGACAAAGAGUAUUGUGGUUUGGGUGAAUUGAUUUUGACAAAAUUAAAGGAACAAAAUCAGGAGAGAGCCUUCGAAUUGUUUUAUGAUCGUGGAAUUCAGUUGACAGUUGGUGAUAUUCGUCGUCAAACAAUUACAGUGGCACAAAACUUACAAAGAAUUGGGGUGACGAAAGGUGACACUGUCGUAAUGUAUUCCAUGUCAAACGAAAAAGUUACUCCAAUUGCUUUUGCCUGUUACACUAUUGGAGCACCGAUCAAUUUUUUUGAGACGAAUCUUGAAGGAGACGAUAUCAAACAUGUUCUUCAACAAGUCGAUGCAAAAGUCAUAAUCAUUGACGAGAAAUAUCGAUCUAGACUUUCUGAGGCUCUUGAAAGCUCCAAUCUUCCAAAUUUGAAGCAUGUUCUCAGUCUUGGUUCGAUGAAUCCUUCAGUCAAUGAAGUCCUUUUCCGAGAAUGUGGAGACAUUGACAGUUUUCAACCACCUCAAAUUGAAGAUCCCAAGACUUAUCCAGCUGCUCUUCUGCUGACUUCCGGAACAACAGGCUUACCAAAGAUAAUAAUGCACUCACACGCAGUAUUGACGGAAGGUAUAUUUUCUUGGUGGAAUUUGGAACGUGGAAACAAAAUAUUUUGCUUCAGUCCACUUCGUUGGAUAAGUACAGUUUCCAUAAUGUUACAACCUGUUUUCUAUGAGGUCGAAAGGAUCUACACAUCCCAAGAGCCUUCUGGAAUUUUGGGCAAGGAACUAAUUGAUUCCUGCAGCAUAACACAUUUCUUUACAGUUCCUGCAAUGUAUUUGGAUAUUCUCAAGGCUGCAGAAACUUCUGGAGAUCCUUGUAGUUUGAGCUCGUUGAAAAUCGCUUUAGUAGGUGGUGAACCAGUUUCGGAAGCUUUGAUAGAACAUUUUUCAAAAGCAGUGCCAAAUUGUAAGCCAGCGAUUUUAUAUGGAAUGACGGAAUUCGGUGGAGUUUUAUCGUCAGAUGAAGAUAUUCCUCAGAAAAACAUUAACGGGGGUGAAUUGAGAAGAGGUUUCAUGGUGAAAAUUAUUGAUGACAAUGAUACGCCGUUAGGACCUAAUAAAAUGGGUCAAUUGUGUGUUAAGAGGACAUCUCUGGAAUAUCUGAAAUAUUUGAAAAAUGAUAAAGCCAAUAAAGAGAAUUUUCUUGAAGGUGGAUGGUUGAAUACUGGAGACUAUGGUUAUAUGGAUUCUGACAAUUUUUUGAAUAUUGUAACACGUUAUAAGUAUUUAGUGAGGUCUGGAGGGAAUAUUAUCAUUCCAAACACAGUUGAGAAAAUAAUUGGAAGCCAUCCUAGAGUGCAAAUAUCUGUUUUAAUUGGACAUCCAAAUCCUGAAGUUGAAAAUGAUGAAAUAGGAACUUUAUUUGUCGUCUUGCGAAACGAUGGUGGUAACAGUUCCAAAGAGAUCGAAAAAGAAUUGAUGGAUCUUUUGAAAACAAAAUGCACAAAGGAGCAAAUACAAGCUGUUCGGCACAUCAAAGUGAUUUCUGAAAUGCCUCUGACAAGUUGUGGGAAGGUUGAUCGAACAACACUUAAAAGUAUGGCUAUUUCUUGAUUUGAAAGUAAUGAUAUUGAAUAUAUUAAAUUAAAAAA
Episyrphus balteatus (marmalade hoverfly) is the source of this 1810-nucleotide messenger RNA. RefSeq lists its product as uncharacterized. Gene Ontology annotation, biological process: fatty-acyl-CoA biosynthetic process; long-chain fatty acid metabolic process. The transcript has 3 exons. Lineage: Eukaryota; Metazoa; Arthropoda; Insecta; Diptera; Syrphidae. Gene Ontology annotation, molecular function: long-chain fatty acid-CoA ligase activity. The coding region runs from base 150 to 1772 and encodes 540 amino acids. The record is from RefSeq and is a predicted model, not a curated record.